Messenger RNA from Alligator mississippiensis (American alligator), 3913 nucleotides. RefSeq names its product apoptotic chromatin condensation inducer 1 (gene ACIN1). Lineage: Eukaryota; Metazoa; Chordata; Crocodylia; Alligatoridae. Bases 124 to 3552 code for a protein of 1142 amino acids. Gene Ontology annotation, molecular function: nucleic acid binding. The transcript is spliced from 18 exons. The record is from RefSeq and is a predicted model, not a curated record.
GGUAGCGGUGAGCCGAGCGCGGCCCGAGGCGCGUCCGGAAGGUGCCGAGGCUAGUGCGGAAGGUGCCGAGCGGGUCCGGAAGCCGCCGGAGCGGGCGGAGGGAAGGCAGCGGCGCCACACAAGAUGGCGGACGGGGAGGAGGUGACUCUGGACGGGAGGCCGCUCCACAUGCUGCGUGUCGCAGACCUCAAGGCGGCUCUGGAGCAGCGCGGUCUGGCCAAGAGCGGCCAGAAGAGCGCGCUGGUCAAGCGGCUGCGCGGGGCACUGAUGCUCGAGAACCUCCAGAAGCAUUCAACACCACACACCACCUUCCAGCCCAACUCGCAGAUUGGUGAGGAGAUGAGCCAGAACAGUUUCAUCAAGCAAUACCUGGAGAAGCAGCAGGAGCUGCUACAGCAGCGGCUGGAACGAGAGGCAAGGGAGGCAGCUGAGCUGGAGGGUAAAGCCUGUUCCAUUUCCCACGAGAGGGAAGACUCUGACGAGGACGGGGCCAGGCGCCAGGAGCGUCGCUCCACCCGGGUGAAGCAGGCCCGCGCUGCUAAGCUCCCGGAGAGUGCCCAGGCCGGGGGCCGGGAUGAGCGAGAGGUGCCCCCCAGGGGUCGGCGGGGUGCAGCCCGACCAUCUGUCAAGGCAGCCACUGAGGAAGAUGAGGAGGAGGAGGAGGAAGAGGAGGACGAUGAGGAGGAGGAGGAGGAGGAAGAAGAAGAGGAGGAAGAGGAGGAGGAUGUCAAGGAACAGCCCAGGGCCCUGGCCCCUGUGCAACAAAGCGGGGCGGCUAGUCUGGGAGUGCCCCCAGAGACCGAGGACCUGCCAGCCCCAGCCCUGUCUGCAUUGCCUCAGCUGCCGGACCGGGCUGCCUCUCCUAUCCCUGUCCCCCUAGAGCCAGCUAUUUUCAGCUCCUCAGGGCUUCAGGAAACGGGGCAGCCUGUUGCCUCAGAACCAGAGGGGGCCCCAUUGGCAGGGCUGCCUGACACAGGUGUAACCAGCCCUAGUCCCCCUGAGCUCCCUGAGAGCAGAGCAGUGCCAGCCCCCCAGGAGCCAGGGGCACCCCCAUCCACAGGCCCCCAAGAGAUGGAGGUGGCUGGUUCCCUGAUGACCCAGACCCAGGCUUCCCCUGUGGGGCCAGUCAUGGCCCCCAGCCCAGGCUGUGAGGUGGUGAAGGAAGCCAGGCUCCAGGAUGGGAAGAAGGGCCCUGAGGAAAAGGGCCUAGAGGGCCCCCCUGAAAACCUAGCAGAAGAGGGGUCAUCCAUCCCUGCCCCCAUAUCUACACCCAUCCUCUUGCUGGAAGCAAGAGGGUCCCCGUCACCCCCCCGGCUCACAGAAGGAGCAUCGCAGCUGGCCACCCCUGGGGAAGAAGAGCCCCCUCCCCCACUCUUGACCAAGGAGCCCCCUGCCACUCAGGAACGGCUGUCAGGGAACCCCGGCAUCGGGGAUGGCUCGCCCUCCCCGCCCCCCCGGCGCCGACGGAGAACCCGCUCAGAGUCCUCAUCCUCCUCAGACUCCGCCUCCUCGCGGGCCAGCUCAGCAUCUCGCUCUCGCUCCCGGUCCCGAUCUCACUCCAGCAGCAGCAGGAAGUCCCAGAGCCCCAUCGCCUCCGGUGUCAGCACCAGCUCCCCACACACCAAAGAACCCUCCCUGCUGGGGGACAGCCAGAAGUUGGGGAGUCCUGGGCCGGAGGGGGGCCCAGCUCCCCACGGACCACCCAGCCAGGCCCAGCACCACAGCCCGGACUCAGAGAGGGGCAGCCCGGGGACACCCAGCUCCUCUUGGCCGGGGGGCUCCACUGGGGACGGCCCCGGGGGGGGGUCCGAGCACCCGUCAGAGCAGAGGCAGCACGAGAACAGUGAGGAGCAGGGGCUGCCUAUGGAGACUGAAGCCAGCCCUGAGGAGCAUCCCCCAGCCCAGCCCCCUGGCCCCGAUGACCGCCCCGAUGGGGGCCCUGAGGAUGAGGAGAAGAAAGAGAGCUCAGCCCAGCCCAAGGCCUUCAAGAGGAAGAUCUCCGUCGUCUCGGCUGCCAAGGGGGCGGCAUCAGGGAACAGCGACACAGAGGGCGGCCAGCCUGGGGGGCGCAAGCGGCGCUGGGGGGCCAGCACAGCCAGCACCCAGAAGAAGCCGUCCAUCAGCAUCACCACCGAGUCGCUCAAGAGCUUAAUCCCCGAGAUGAAGCCAGCUGCAGGGCAGGAGGCUGUGGUGGAUCUGCAUGCCGACGACUCCCACAUUUCAGAGGAUGAGGGCGACCGUCAUGGGGAACCGGCCCCCCAUGACAAGGGCCUCAAGAUCUGCCGCACCGUCACACAGGUGGUGCCAGCUGAGGGGCAGGAGAAUGGGCAGGGUGAGGAGGAAGAGGAAGAGGAGAAGGAGCCAGAGGAAGAACAGGCUGAGGCCCCGCAGGCUACAGUAGAGUCGACACUGCCCCCACCUAUUGAGCAUGAGGUCAAAAAAGUGACACUGACCGACACGCUGACCCGUCGCUCCAUCAGCCAGCAGCGCCUGGGUGUCUCCAUCACCAUUGACGACCCUGUGCGCACAGCCCAGUUCCCCUCGCCGCCCCGCGCCAAGCCCAGCCACAUUGUCCACAUCUGUAACCUGGUGCGUCCCUUCACCCUGGGCCAGCUGAAAGAGCUCCUCAGCCGGACGGGGACACUGGUAGAAGAAGGGUUCUGGAUUGACAAGAUCAAGUCGCACUGCUACGUCACGUACUCCACCCUGGAGGAGGCUGUGUUGACCCGCAACUCCCUCCAUGGGGUGAAGUGGCCACAGUCCAACCCCAAAUUCCUCUCUGCUGACUUUGCCGAACAGGAUGAGCUGGACUUCCACCGGGGGCUGCUGGCAGAGCGGCCAGCAGAAGCCAAAGCAGAGGAGGCCGGGAUGCCAGGGGCAGGGCCCCCCCGGAGCGCACGGGAGCCCCCCGGGACAGGCACGAGCACAACUUCAGCACGGCGCUCAGCCCCACAGGAGCCAGAGCGGGCAGUGCGAGAGCAGUGGGCGGAGCGGGAGCGAGAGAUGGAGCGGCGGGAGCGCACACGGGCCGAGCGCGAAUGGGACCGCGACAAGGUGCGCGAGGGGCCACGCUCCCGGUCCCGGUCCCGCGAGCACCGUCGCAAGGAGCGCCCAAAGUCCAAGGAGAAGAAGGGCGAGAAGAAAGAGAAGCCCCCUGAGGAGCCUCCUGCCAAGUUGCUAGAUGACCUCUUCCGCAAGACCAAGGCAGCUCCCUGUAUCUACUGGCUGCCCCUGACGGACACCCAGUUUGUGCAGAAGCAGGCAGAGCGGGCGGCACGGGCACGCGAACGAGAACGGCGCCGCAAGGAGCAGGAGGAGGAGGAGCAGCGGCAGCGAGAGCGCAGCCGCCAGGCUGAGCGGGAGAGGGAGCGAGAGCGCGAGAAGCGGCGAGAGCACAGCCGGGAGCGGGGAGCUGGCGGGGAGCGAAGUGCCCCAAGCGGGGUGGGGGCCACUGAGAGGAGCGCCCGCGAGCGGGACCGGCGGGACACCAAGCGGCACAGUCGCAGCCGUAGCCGCAGCACCCCGGUGCGGGACCGUGGGGGGCGCCGCUGAGACCUCCCCAAACGCCCAUCCCCGUGCCUAGCCCCAGGGAGGGGAGCUGGGAGGGGGUGGCCCUAGCCCCCUCACUCAGUCGCGGGCUGCUGGGUGUGGAUGGCCCUGUGCCUUCCCCUACCCCCAGAUCUUGCCCCAGGACAGGCCCCAUCUUGGGGCAGCCCCUCCUCCCCCCCCCCCCCCAUUUGCCCCUCCCCCAUCUGGGGGGCAGCCAUGGGCUCCCCUCCACCUUAAUUUGUAUUUUAUUUUGGGAAAAGACAAAUGUUUUUGUUUUUUGGGGGGUUUAUUUUGUUGGGUUUUUUUAUUUUUAUUCUGCUGUCGCUGGAAAUGAGAUAAAUAAAGAGUUGGCGUUAGUUUCAUA